CGAAAGCGCUUUGGGUGCGAAGGAGGCGUGACGCAAACAGGACACGAAGCACUGCUGGAUGAGAAAACCAAGGAUCCCAGAGGCUGGUAACUUGCUAAAGACCACACAGCCAAAAAAUGGCAGAAGCAGGACUGGAACUUGCCCACAGGAUGGAUACUGACUACCUGAAGAGGUGCUUUGGGAACUGCCUUGCCCAGGCACUGGCAGAGGUGGCGAAGGUUCGGCCCAGUGACCCCAUAGAGUACCUGGCUCACUGGCUUCUUCACUACAGGAAAAUCUCUAAAGCACAGGAAGAGGGCAGGCAGGAGAAGAUCCAGCUGAAGGAGGAAUAUGAUAAUAGCCUCAAGGAAACCCAAAUGACAGAAAUGCUGAAGCAAGAGGAGUAUCAGAUUCAGCAGGAGCAUGAAAAGUGUCACCAGCCACUGGUGCCUGCAGCUAUUUCCACAAAGGAGACCAUAUUCAUGCAGGAUAACACAAAAUCCCUUGAAAAUGAGGCGUGGAAGCAGGAAUGCCUGCCAGGUACCUCCAGUAAGAUUCCAGAAAUGCCUCAACAGAUUCCGUCUUCUGAUUCACCUGGCCAGACUGACUGGAGUGUCAAAACUCCACCAGAAAUAAAUUACUAGGCUUUUCAGCAUGAAGUUCUCCCGAGACGCAUCACGACUCCCAAUCUCCUUCUUAGGUUAUCAGCAGGUAGAUAAUUCUAACGAUGCUUCUCUCCAAGCUGCAAGCCGAGAACAUGGCCAUCCAGAGAGCUCUUACCUAAGAUGAAAAUAUGUGGGUUAAAUCCAGAUUUGAGGGGCUGUAUGCAGAUGGAGAUGCCUGAGGGACUCUCCAGUCCAAAUCCUUUUCUAUAGCCACGAACAUUCCUGAAUCAUGUGAAAAUGUGAACUAGUUAUAGGAUAAAAUAAACUCAUAAUAAUGAUUUAAAU
This is a messenger RNA of Myotis myotis, 929 nucleotides long. It is a transcript of the gene DYDC2, whose product is annotated as DPY30 domain containing 2. The record is from RefSeq and is a predicted model, not a curated record. Gene Ontology annotation, cellular component: Set1C/COMPASS complex. NCBI's taxonomy places the organism in Eukaryota, Metazoa, Chordata, Mammalia, Chiroptera, Vespertilionidae. The coding region runs from base 117 to 623 and encodes 168 amino acids. The transcript is spliced from 5 exons.